GGUGCAACCAAACCGGAAGCGCUGUGACUUCUUCAGCAUCAUCUUCUUUGCUUCACAUCAACUCGUGGAUUGAAUACAUCCAUGGGACCAGCCUGUCACAUUUAAAAGAUAUGGCGGCGUCCAAUUGUUCCCUGCGGGUCAACAGAGAGCUGUUGGACCCCAAGUUUGAAAGUUACAGGUUGUCUCUGGACGCCAUACCAACGUACACCGUAGAGCUGGAUGCUGCUGUGGAGGAAGUGAAGCUGAAGGACACUCAGUACACCCUGGAACAUGUGCGGGCUUUUGGCAUGUACAAUUACCUCCACUUAGACCCUUGGUAUGAAGACAGCGUUUUGUUUGUCGACUGCAAAGGAAGGGUUCUCAGUCUCACCGUCACCCUGGACACGGCCCUGGGGAAGCCGAGAGAGGUCUACCGUAUAACCGCGGACUCCAGCCAGUGUGAGGAUCGUCUUUGCGCGUCCCUCAGCCUCACCUCAGCAACCUGGGCGGCUCUCUCUGACGGCGCCGGCCGACUGUACCUUUUCCGCACCGGCAAGAGGGGAGACAGCUCCCAUUCGAAGUGGGAACCACUGUUCAGUGAAGACAUGGGGGAGCCGUUCACCAUCCGCCACAGCAUCUCACACAUCCAGGACGGAGUCCACACCAUGGAGGUCCUGCUGCUCCGCAUCCAGAAAGACACGCAGGAAACCAAAGGAAGUGGAUACUCUGUGUCUCUUGAGUGGGUCACAGUCACCAACACUGCAGGACAUGGUCAGGAGAAGAAGUACGAGGUGAAGAAGAGGAGGGUCCUCAGGGGGAAGUCUGUGCCUCACUACGCAGCGGUGGAGCCGCAGGGGAAGGGGCUGAUGGUGGCCUCGGAGAAACCGUUCGCCUUCACACACGUGGACGGUCGUCCCGUGGAGCUGCCUGACCCGGAGCCCAUGGAGGUGGAGAAGACAGAUCCCAUUUACUUCUGGCAGCAGACAGCGGAGGACAUCACGGUGUGUGUGCGCAUGCCCGAGGGUUUCACCAAAGAGGAGGUGCAGUUCAAGCUCAAGGCAGACAACAUCAGGCUCGGAGUUCAGGGUUUCCCUCCUUUACUGGAGGGCCAGCUACACGCAUCUGUAGACCCAGAGGCCAGCGCCUGGAUCAUCAAAAAUGACAAAAGCCUGGAGGUGACCCUGCAGAAGCGCAGUGAGGGACCGAUGUGGUCGGAGCUGGUGGUGGGUGACAAGAGAGGGGAGUACAUGACGAGCGAUGAGCAAGCUGCCCUCAUCCACGAGAGACUGACUUUCCUCACCACCGAAGACUUGAACGGAAACCCUGACCGGGACAAGCCCCCUUGUAACUCUCAGGAGCUGGAGGACUGUGAUGGGUUCCCAGAGGACAGCUCCAGUCUCACACACUUUGAUGGAGAAUCACUCAAGCCCACUCAGGUGGUGAAUCUAGGCAGCCAUCAGUACCUGUUCACAGUCGACGUGAACCCCUCCGAGAUGCCAUGCUUCUGCCUCAGACAUGACGUGGACGCUCUGGUGUGGCAGCCUCGUCCCGACCAACCCAGCAACAUGUGGGAGCACGUUGCCACGUUCAAUGCCUUGGGCUACGUCCAGGCGUCCAAACGGGACAAAAAGUUCGCGACCUGCCCUCCCAACUUCUCCUACGCGUCGCUGUGCGAGUGUCUCCGCCGAGCGUUCAUCUACCGACAGCCGUCGCCGGUGGAAACCGUCCUCUUCAACAGGAAGGAGGGCCGUCAGGUAGGUCAGGUUGCCAGGCAACAGGUGGCCAGCUUGGACUCGGAUAAGCCAAUCCUGGGCUUCAGAGCAACCAAUGAGAGACUGUACAUCCUGACCUCCAGUAACCUCUUUGUUCUAAAGGUCAAUAAUAAUUAGAUUUGGGACUCUUUUCAUCAGAACGCGACCAUUCCAAACUAAAGAUCUGUUGUCUGCUACAACUGAAAAAAACCAUCCUCGUGUUUCACCUCCCACAAGUCUUCUGUCUAUAAGAUCACAAAGUAAGGCAACAUGUUCUAAAAGACAAAUCAUAGUAAUAAACGUUCACGAGAACAUUAAAAGGAUUAAAUCAUUAUUUCUUUGAAUGCUUUAAUUCAACAAUUGCCAUGUGAAUCACAUUUGAUUGUACCCAGUGUUCCCUGAAUAUAAAUUGCAUAUAUGUGGUGUCCUAUUAAUGCUCACUGCAUUAUUACAGACAUUUGUAACGCCAUGAAUUCCAAUUCAUAAAUACAAUUGUACACGUUUCUCUUGAUGAAUGACUGAUUGACUGAAUGCUGGCUGUGUUGUAGUAUCUUAUCAGAUGGUCGGUGGGGAGGAGGACGCUGAGGAAAUCCCUCUGCUUGGCUCAUUUUUACAAUCAUUACUGUGGAAAUAUGAAAGAAGUGAACAUUCAUUUCCAUAAAUUUCCAUAAACAUGUUUCACACGUCA
Molecule: messenger RNA, 2418 nt
Organism: Sebastes umbrosus (honeycomb rockfish)
Lineage: Eukaryota; Metazoa; Chordata; Actinopteri; Perciformes; Sebastidae
Gene: nudcd1
Product: NudC domain containing 1
Exons: 10
Coding region: 111-1868 (585 amino acids)
Source: RefSeq, a predicted model, not a curated record